AUGAACUAUUGUGAAGGGCCUUCUGAGCUGAUUAGUGAUGUUGUCCACAAGAUAAUGGCUCUCGAAAAGUACAGACACCGCUUCAUUCCCCACGUGGAAGAUGAUAUCAUUUACGAAGGCGAUGAGGUAGAGAAAGACGAUGAAGAUGAUGUCGACUAUAAUCUCAGUCUUUCUGACUCGAGUUCCCAAGACUCCGCGCACUCUGAAAAAUGUAUCGAGGAUGUGCUUGAAUCCCCUCCUUCAAGUCCAACCAUACAUGAUUAUCAAGAGAUAAAUGAAGAGGAAUCGAUGGAAAACUAUUUAGAGUUUAUGAAUGCUCGACAUGAAAUCGAUAACCCUCAUCUGAUGAAGCGCUGGGUCGCUGUGCAAAGGCAGUUGGAGCUAUUUAAUGAAUAUCGUCAUUUAUUGAGAGAGAAUCAGCAGAUGAAUGAAGGAAUGAAGGAAUUGAAUCAGAAUAAUGAAUGCCUUCCCUCACUAACCCGUCGAAAAUCAACGGGUUAG
Messenger RNA from Lobosporangium transversale, 501 nucleotides. RefSeq lists its product as hypothetical. The record is from RefSeq and is a predicted model, not a curated record. The coding region runs from base 1 to 501 and encodes 166 amino acids. NCBI's taxonomy places the organism in Eukaryota, Fungi, Mortierellomycota, Mortierellomycetes, Mortierellales, Mortierellaceae. The transcript has 2 exons.